AUGUUCGCUGGGAGCAAGCGAUGUGAAGAUAUGAACCUGGUGGAGGUAGCCACAAUGACGGUCAUCACUGGUCUAUUCAUUACUGCUCUGCUUACCGGUGAGGGCAACGAGACUGUGGCAGCGGUGAGCUACCUGCAGUGGCUUCUGUCGAUGGUGAUGUUUUUGGCGCUGAGUGUCGAGCGGGACGAGCAUAACGAGAGGAUCACUAGCGUGUACGAGUCGGUAGGGAGGAUGUCCACGCUUCUGGUGGAGCAGCUGGCGAGGAUAUUCCAUGAUAUCGACGCUAUGCUGAAGAGGGAGGAGCUGAGCAGGGAGGAUGCGCUGCUGAAGGUGCGGCAGGAACUCUGCUCCGUCAUGCAGAUGGUGAUCUCCGAGCCCCACCGGACGAGCUUCGCCCUGCCGCAGCCCGUCGACUUCAUGCUCGACGAGUUCGUCGCCCAGAGGGUGCAGGAGAGGGUGGCGCAGGAGAUGGAUAAUGUUUAA
Molecule: messenger RNA, 483 nt
Organism: Guillardia theta CCMP2712
Lineage: Eukaryota; Cryptophyceae; Pyrenomonadales; Geminigeraceae
Exons: 1
Coding region: 1-483 (160 amino acids)
Source: RefSeq, a predicted model, not a curated record